Molecule: messenger RNA, 798 nt
Organism: Vanrija pseudolonga
Lineage: Eukaryota; Fungi; Basidiomycota; Tremellomycetes; Trichosporonales; Trichosporonaceae
Exons: 4
Coding region: 1-798 (265 amino acids)
Source: RefSeq, a predicted model, not a curated record
AUGUCUGCCAUGCUGUCCAACGACACGAGAUCACGGCUGGCGUCCAUCGGCAUUGUGAUCGCGUACACGGGGUACGCGAUGUGGGCGCUCGCCAACCUGGGCCGGUUUGGCGGCCUCGCGACGUUUGGCCCAGUCUGCCUGAUGGUCUUUUCAGUCAUCCUGUACGGCGAGGACGAGAUCGUGACAUUUCCCCCGGCCGGCCAGUUCACAAACGCCGGCGCUGGCAAGCCCCUGGCCUGGACCGGCUUCCUCGUCUCGGCAGCGUCCAUCGCGGCGGGGUGGUUCUUCCUCUGCGAGGUCGACCUGCUCGGCAUCGUCGUGUCGCACCACGUCGGCCUGGUCGCGACCAUCGUGCUGUACUUUGUCGAGACGGGGCUGUGGCCCAGCCUCGGGUGCCUCACGCGCACGUCGGCCAACCAGCGCAAGUCGAUGAUCGCCCGCGCUAUCCAGUUCGGCUGGCUCCCCAUCGCCAUCCACUACGCCCUCACGUACCCCAACACCUGGACGCUGUCCGCCAUCGGCAUCGGCGCAUGCGUCAUGUGCGCCAUUGGCGGCUUCUUCGCAGAGUACUAUGAGCGCCUUGAGGCCGAGCGCCUCGAGGCACUCCGGCUGUCCCUCCCGCUCGUGGACGACAAGGGCGCCGCGAGCAAGGAAGGGCCCGUGGAGAUUGUCGAGAAGGAAGUCUCGACGGCGUCAGCCCGGUACGCCAUCUGCAUUGGCACGUCCUUCGUCACCACUCUCCUCUCGGCCAUCUUCCAGUCGGAGCGCGUGCGCAACCAGCUGCACAUCCACUUGUAA